AUGAGAAGUACAGCAGAGAGCCAGCAAACAGCAGACAGAAACCAAGUGCUGUGUCUUCUGCAAAAGAUGCCAAAAGGUUUUUUUACUUUCAUUCGUCUUUUUAUGCUCUUACUCAGUUUCUCCACUAUUUGCCUGGGAGUACUUUGCAUGUCCAUGAAUUCCUCCAUGUGCAGAUGUGGGAGCAACAAGCUAGUGUUUUAUUGCCUGUUAGCUCUGGGGCUCUGUCUCCUUGUUACUGGCAUUUUCUGGAGCACUUUCCAUGAAGUCCUGAAAUACAGGGCCCCUGGCAUCUUCAUUCGAAAUCCCAGCCACAGAGAACCACAUGUCUGCACCAUAGACAGGCCUGACUUCUACCCUCCCUCUUAUGAAGACAGCAUAGAUCCUGAAAAACUUGUCUCCCCACUGUCAGUUGCCUCCACACUAAAACAGCAAGAAUUCAUCAAUAUUCCUCCACCUCCAUACAGUGAAAGCAGUGCAGAGUUUGUCAGUGAAACAAAUGAGCAGGAACAGCCACCACCAUACACAUUAUCUCUGGAGCAGCAGCAAACAGCUGGCCAAGACCCAAACCCCACAGAAGGGGGUUAAAUUCUCAUUUAUUCAUCCAAGAAAUCGGUUGCCAACAGGAUACAGAUUUCCAGAGGACCUCAGGAAGAGCAACACCUGUCAAAACAUGAGAGACAGGCAGCCAGUAAAAUCCUGCAUCUGCGGAGCACGGAAAACUGGAAGAAGACUUGUAUCAUUGAUUGCUAAUAGCAACACUACUUAAAGUGAAAUUGUCCAGGAAAAACAUUGAUCAUUUGUGACUCAGAGUGGAGUUGGAGGGGAUAUCUAAAUGAGCUCAGUAUUUCAAAUUAGAAUAAAUCUCCAGAGAGAUAGAAAUGCUCAGGCUGUGUCUAGUAAAAGUCACCAUCUCUGGCAGUAGGAGUUUCUUACACUGCAAGAUAAAUGAACUAUCAUGGUAUUAUCAAUCUUGAUUUCUGCUUCAUAAGGAGUUUCAGAAGAAAGCUCUCAUUUUUGGUUUUCAGACAUUAACUGACUUGGGAAACCUAUUAACUUAGCUUGUGUUUGAAAUUUGCAGAUUAUCUGUUGCAACUAAUUAUUUUUGUAUUGUAUGCCUUUCAAGUUAUUUGUUUUAUGUGGGGGGUAAAAAGAACUGCUAUUUUACUAGUGAAUUCAUGAAUAAAUUUUGUAUUUAAAACAAAUGCUUUGUAUUUGCUUCUAUGAUACAAGGUGCCCAUUAUUCAGGAAAAGAGCACAGUAAAAUACACCACCUAGCUGCCAAACAGAGAGUUCUGGUUAUGCUUCCAUCUCCUCAGAGAGAACUAUCAAUUGCAGGAGGAAAAAUAAUCUCUGAUUCCUCUGAGCCAAUUCUAAGAGCAGUUGCUUGUGUUACAGCUUACUCAAGACUGUGAGAACUGAAAAAGGGACCCUGUACUCUG
Onychostruthus taczanowskii (white-rumped snowfinch) is the source of this 1439-nucleotide messenger RNA. RefSeq names its product transmembrane protein 252 (gene TMEM252). The transcript is spliced from 2 exons. The coding region runs from base 1 to 585 and encodes 194 amino acids. The record is from RefSeq and is a predicted model, not a curated record. Lineage: Eukaryota; Metazoa; Chordata; Aves; Passeriformes; Passeridae.